AUGUCGCCGCUGACGCCUGCUGCGCUAGUUCCAGAGGUGGCGAGUCGCAAAGUCAGCGCAACAUUGUCCAUCUCAGAAUGCGCCAGGAGGAAGCGCGAUGCAGGCGAGGAGGUCUUCGCCCUUGGCUUUGGUCAGAGCCCUUUCCCUGUACCGGAGCCUAUGGUGCAAGAAUGCCAGGCGCAUGCGCAUGUCAAGGAUUACCUGCCGGUGCGCGGCCUGCCUUUGCUGCGUGAGACGAUUGCCGACUGGGCCAGGUUUCACAAGGGCGUCCCAGACGUCACGGCCGAGGACGUCCUGAUUGGACCCGGGUCAAAGCAGCUGAUUUACCUGCUGCAAGCCGUCCUGCAGUGUGAUCUCCUACUUCCACGGCCGGCGUGGGUAACUUAUGCUCCACAGGCAGAGCUUCUUCGCCGCAGAGUCUUCUGGGUCGAGACAUCCGCGGAGAAGCAGUGGAAAAUGGAUCCGAAAGAUCUCGACGAGGCGUGCCGUCUUGGCGACUCAGACUCGCCAAACCGCCUCUUCAUUUUCAACAACCCAUGCAAUCCGACCGGCACCGCUGUGACGGCACAGACUGUCGCCGAGUUGGCCGCCGUCGCUCGAGCACAUCGCCUGCUUGUCCUGGCAGAUGAGAUCUACGACUACCAGCAGUUCGAUGGCAAUCAUGAGCCCUUUGCCAAGCACUAUCCUGAAGGCACCAUCACUUUGACUGGUAUUUCCAAGUGGGCAGGAGCGGGUGGAUGGCGUCUUGGUGCCUUUGUAUUUCCCAGCAGCCUACGUUGGCUCUUGAAUGCCAUGGCUGUAUAUGCGUCCGAGACUCACUCAUGUGUGGCGGCUCCCAUUCAGUAUGGUGCUGUUCCUGCUUUCGCUGCCCACCGUGACACUCCUCAGGGUCAAUACAUGCGCCAUUACCUCAAAGCAUCUCGGAGCAUUCUGGGCGCAAUCGGUGAAGCUUUUGCCGAGGUGGUGUGUGGAGGUUCUCCCUGCGACAUGAUUGUGCCCACUGGCGGCUUCUAUGCAUGGAUCGAUGCUGAGUCUGGGAAUCGGCGCGAGGCCUUUGUGCGCAAGGGGAUCACCACGUCCGGGCAGCUUGCGCAGCGUUUGCUCGACGAGACCGGCGUCGCCACUCUACCUGGAGAGAGCUAUGGCUGGCCACCGGAAAAGCUCUGCCUGCAUGUUGCGUAUGUGGAUUUCGAUGGUGGUGCUGCAAUCGAGGCAGUGGGAAAACUACCCCGCUUCAGUGGCAAAAAGGAUCCGGCGGGCGACGCCCAGCGGUCAGAAUUCGGCUGGCAUCAGACGUUCGUGCGCGAGUAUGCCCCUCGCGUCUACCAGGGAGCAUGGAAGCUCAGAGAAUGGUUGGCGCAGACGCGAUCGCCAAACGAGCCCCUGCGUGAGCUGAAUGGCGAUCCAGAUCGGAAUCGCUUGACCUCGAAGGCUGAGAAGCCACAUCUCCCGACCUUAGGGGCCGGCAAAUGA
Molecule: messenger RNA, 1473 nt
Organism: Symbiodinium necroappetens
Lineage: Eukaryota; Dinophyceae; Suessiales; Symbiodiniaceae
Source: the annotation of a GenBank genome assembly